AUGGCUGAACUUAAGGACAGUGCGUUAAACUAUGGGCACGUAGGAAGACCGGUCUACCUCAAGGAUACCCAGUCCUGGAGCUUUCUACGAUCAUUUACCCCAGCGCCUCCUAUUACCUAUGCUGGCUCAGUGAAAACGGUGAUUUCGCCUGAGAAAAACGCCCGCCGACCACUACAUGGCCCACAUGGCCGACCACUUAAUCCAAAGUCGAUUCCGCGGGCAUAUCCUGAUCUAGGCGUGCAAUGGCCGUCUAUUCGUGAACAGAAACGCUCUCGGUUUAUAACAGCCGUCACUGAUAUUUACGAUCCCCACGUUUCCACACUUCUCGAUCUCGGCCAUGCUUUGGAUCUCGGAGAAGAAGAUUCAAAUCCCAUACCUGUUGCAGCGGUCGUGACUGGGGAAUGCAGGAAUACUAUUUCUUUGAGGCUACUGGUUGAAGAUACCUCAGAAGUUCAAUUUGAUGGAUUGGAGGCUUUGCUUCCAACGAUUGGAGACACAGAAAGCGCUGAAUGGUCAACACCAGGAGUCCCGAUCCGCCAAGUCUGCUUUUCCCAGCCUGCGAAGAACAACGAAGACAAAGCCACUUGGAUGGCCGCUCGCCUCCCGGAGUCUACCACGAUAUUUCGACCUUUAUAUGAGUGGGACCUGAAUCCUAGGUAUCUACAUCACUAUGACUCUGCAGUACUUCCGUCAACCCCGCCAGCCCCACGUCUAGAUGCGAACCCGGUGGUUGAGAUAUCGAGUGCGCAUACAGGCGGUUUCCUGCAUGCCUCUGUUGCAUUCAACCCUUGGCAUCAAAGGCAGGUGGCCAUCCUUGACAUGAGGGGCAAUUGGAGUCUUUGGAAGGUUCAAACCCGACACAAUCGACGCGAGGGUAAUGGGAUCGCUACCCCCGAACAGAGAAGCUCACUACCAUCAAUGGACCUCGAAAGCUCAAGCUGUAUCAGACACGAUGGCUGGGGAUCAAUUCUGUGGAUUGGGGACUCUUUUAGCAUUCUUGUUGCCGAUCGUCGAUGCGUCAUGGUCUUUCACAUUCAAGGCGAUGAGAUCCGAUCCCGCUCUGUCGAGCUGAUACUAGGGAAAUCAUCCGAAUGGGUUAUUGAUAUUCAGAGAAGCAAGAGGGACAUGUCACAAUUUUUUGUUCUCACAACUGCUCGGGUGCUGUGGUUUGAUCUGACGACAGCGUCAAUGGAUGAAGAGGGACUGAGACUGCCUUUACAGCAUUCUCUUGCGUGGAACCAUUUCAGGAACCACGAGGACAUAUCAAUGCGGCUCAGUGAACUAUUAAUAGGCCAAAAUUCAUACAUUGUUCUAUAUUCUAGGACGAGUGAACUCAUUCAGGUAUAUCCGUGUUCUUUCAUUGGCGAUGCGAGAACGGUGACUGCUAUUGGACCGGAUCCCUUCUUGUUACGUAUGCCGCCAGCAGAAAUGAUGCCUGCUCCCAAUAAGCGAGCACCCUACUCAACUUUUCUGUUCAGAGAAGCUGGUCAUUCGCCGACAGUGGAAAAAGGAAAUGAUGCCCUUGAUAUGACUCUUAUCAAGCUCUACUGGAUUGAUUCAUCAUACGCCGUCCAUGAAACGCUCUUCAAAGGUCCAUCGCAAAGUUUGCUGGAGCGGGUGGGAAUGAAGAUCGGAACUUCCACCGGAAACAGCAGAGUACCUGCGAAUAACAGGCCUCGUAUCCCUAAGCCACAUUUAGACAACCCAGACGACUCACAUGACGAUGAUGAUUCAACUGAUGACGGGAGUGAUCUAGACGAUUUUAUUGUUGAGGACUGGGACAAGUCCGAAGUGCUCCCAAGGGCUAAGUCACAAAAUGAUUUACCCACUUCAUUCCCCGAAGACCUAGACUACACUUUGAGCUGGGCACGCGUUUAUAAGCGCGCCGUGGCGAAUAUUGCCAACCGCGGUACAGACCUUGAAGGAUCCCGACUUACACUCGAGCGACUCAUUACGGAGUUGAAAGACGAGACACUUGGAGGCGCAGAUCGCUGGCGGAACAGUAAAACAAUGCUAGAGAUUAGCGGCGGCCGACCCGCAUGUGGCGAUAUGGAUCAGACCAUGGAUGAUUUAGCACAUCUUUCCUCGAUAAUGUCUUUUGGAAAUCCUGAUACUACACAUGGGCCUCAGUUCAUUACCUUGCAUCUACCAUCUUCAAGCACAUUUCCGCAAAUCCCAGUAACUUACCAGCCGAAAGAAAUCAGCCAGGAAUUUUGGGACACCUAUGGUCGACUGAUGAAAGAGUGGCUCUCCAGACUGCCUCAUGGGAUUCCAAACCAUACUCGUCUCUUCAAAGAGAGAAUCGUUCGCGGCGUUGCUCUAGAUCUCGUCUUCUCACGCCUCAUUCAAAUUAAAAACAACCCUAAGGUUAUAAAACCCCCUCAAACUACUGGGACCAUGAUACCAGUCGAGGGGACACCGGGGAUUGUAUCUCAAGACGCUGGUCAAGAAUUGGCCUCUUCACAACUUCCUUCGUCACAGGUCACGGUGACUGACAAUCAAGACGAUCACAAUUCUCAAGACACGGCUGGAGAUGCUAUUUCUUCAAAAUACCCCAGUCUAUCUGCAUUCACUACAUUCAAGCCUCCAUUUAGGGGGACUCGUGCACGAUCUCAGAAUGUGGCCAACCUGCUUGCCCAUUGGGAACAAGGGGCUGAUCCUUCCACCUACGACUGGGAGAUGAUAUCCCAGGCGCAGAGUGACAUGGGCAAGGGAGAACUGAAUAAGCCCCGGCGGAAAUCACGCAAGAAACGCCCACAACCGUCACAACUCUCGCAGCGCCCACAGGUGACACCUAGGUUCGACGGAACAUCCCUGCCGCCUACCCCUGUGGCACCAAUACCUCGGGUAUGGGGCAGUCAGCCAGUUCAACCAUUCCUAAUGGCAAGUAGCCAGCCUACAGUGGAUGGGGCACCUAUGACCCAGACCGAGCGUGGUCAAUUUGGGACACGAGAAGCCAUCAAGAGCAAUAAAACGAAGAAGAAGCGAAGAGCAGGUGGAUUUUAA
Messenger RNA from Penicillium angulare, 3006 nucleotides. RefSeq lists its product as uncharacterized. The transcript is spliced from 3 exons. Gene Ontology annotation, cellular component: RNA polymerase I core factor complex. Lineage: Eukaryota; Fungi; Ascomycota; Eurotiomycetes; Eurotiales; Aspergillaceae. The coding region runs from base 1 to 3006 and encodes 1001 amino acids. Gene Ontology annotation, molecular function: RNA polymerase I general transcription initiation factor binding; RNA polymerase I transcription regulatory region sequence-specific DNA binding. Gene Ontology annotation, biological process: nucleolar large rRNA transcription by RNA polymerase I. The record is from RefSeq and is a predicted model, not a curated record.